AUGCAGCCCUCGCUUCUUUUCCCUGUAGGGACCGCAGUCCUCGCUGCCUCCUCCGUCCUCGCCGCCAAGUGUGGCAGCGGCAGUCAAUGCGCUGAAGAUGAGCCCUGCUGCUCGCAAUAUGGCGAGUGUGGAGUAGGCGCCUACUGCCUCGGUGGCUGCGACCCUCGCUUCUCCUUCAGCCUCGACAGCUGCGUUCCCGAGCCCGUCUGCCAGUCACGCUCCCUGUCCAUGGACUCGCUCGACCGUGUCCAGUCCAUCGAGAAGUACCUCGGCGACUCCUCCGAGGCUGACUGGGUCUCGUCCGGCGACCCCCUCGUCUACAAGGACAAUGUCCUUCUGACCAUGCCUGCCUACAAGGCCGGCACCGUCCUGGCCUCCACCGUCUACAUGUGGUACGGAAACGUCAAGGCAAGGAUGAAGUCCUCGCGCGGCAACGGAGUCGUCUCGGCUUUCAUCCUGCUGUCUGACGUCAAGGACGAGAUCGAUUUCGAGUUCAUUGGAGCCGACCUCGAGACCGUCCAGACAAACUACUACUACCAGGCCAACCCUGUUUGGACCAACUCCAAGAACAUCACUGACCUCUCCGACACGUACGAAAACUUCCACGACUACGAGAUCCAGUGGACCCCCGACCAGGUCGUCUGGCUCGUCGACGGCAAGGCCGGCCGAACCCUCAAGAAGUCCGACACGUGGAACGCCACCACCAACCAGUACGAUUUCCCCCAGACUCCAGCCCGCGUCCAGCUGUCCAUCUGGCCCGGUGGUAAUUCCACCAACUCCGAGUACACCAUCGAAUGGGCCGGCGGUGCGAUCGACUGGAACUCCGAGGAUAUCAAGAACUACGGCUACGACUUUGCCACCUUCAGCUCGGUCUCCAUCGAGUGCUACAACGCCACCUCGGCCCCGGGCACCAACAAGGGCAAGUCUUACUACUACAACGAUGCCGCCGGGACCAACAACACCGUGGUCGACAGCGACAAGCCGACCAUCCUGGCGAGCUUGCAGGGCACGGGCACCGAUAUGGAGGCAGGCGCCAGCUCCGCCUCGGCUAGCAGCUCGGCCUCCACGGCCAACACCGUGCCUGGCGGCUCCAGCGGCAGCGGCGUGGGCAAUGUUGUCGGCGGCGACACGAGCGGGUCCGGCAGCGGCAGCUCCAGCGGCAGCUCCACGACGAGCAGCUCCGACUGCGCCGCCACCGGCUUCACAGUGGACUGCAACAACAGCGGCUCUGACAGCAAGAGCGGAGCUGCAGGCGGCAACGACAAGGUGUUUGGCGCGAGCGCCUUCGCCGCCAUUGUUGCGUUCGUCUUCUUGGCGUGGCUGUAA
This is a messenger RNA of Diaporthe amygdali, 1326 nucleotides long. RefSeq lists its product as uncharacterized. Gene Ontology annotation, cellular component: fungal-type cell wall. The coding region runs from base 1 to 1326 and encodes 441 amino acids. The record is from RefSeq and is a predicted model, not a curated record. Gene Ontology annotation, molecular function: glycosyltransferase activity; hydrolase activity, hydrolyzing O-glycosyl compounds. Gene Ontology annotation, biological process: carbohydrate metabolic process; fungal-type cell wall organization. The transcript has 3 exons. Lineage: Eukaryota; Fungi; Ascomycota; Sordariomycetes; Diaporthales; Diaporthaceae.